UGGCGUACAUAUUUUUUACAAUAGCAAAAUUUCCGGCAGCACUUGAAGGCAGCAUUGACUAGGAGUAAGUGUUGCUAUGGUAACGGUAAUGUUUACACCGUCCCUCUGACAGUAACUUUGCUGGUUAGCUAGGCUAACCAUAACUCGAUAAUACUUUAUUCGACAUUUCAGAAGUGUCACAUUUUUUUAUAACUACCUUAAACGGCAGUCACUUUAUCUUCCGCCAUGAGCAGGUUAGAGUGUUUGGGGAAAUCCUCCAGGGGUCCACAGAAACAGAUGGCAGUAAAAGUUACUUCUGCUGGUGAGACACACAAACCCAAUGACAAAGUGGGGAAAAAGUUGGUCACUGAUAAACCUCACAGGAGUCUUCCUGUGAGAAACAAGCUGCCUCUUCCUGUACAGGUUUCUUGCCAGGAGACUCAGAAGUCUGGGUUGUGUGCGGAAGUAUUGACUACAGAAACAGAGCGCUCACCAAAGGAAUCCACAACACCAAGGGUUGAGGAACACAUGCAGUCCACUGCAGCGCACAAUGAAAAGCUGAAAAUGAAAGCACAGCCUUCAGACUCAGCAGGGGGGACAACACAUUCUCCUCCUCCUCCAGCUGAGCCAGCGCCUACACAUGAGGAGGGACAGACUGAGGAAGAGGAUGUUGAGGAUGAAGACAUUAAGGCACCAGUGGAGCUGAUAAUGGAGUUCCUCAGAGCUUUGAUGGACAGAGACUUCCGGCUGUCCAGCAAACUGUGUCAGAUGAUUCUCUUCUUUGAACCAGACAAUCCUGAGGCCUCUGAGUUUCUCCCGCUGAUCCAGAAGAAGCAGUUAGAGGAGCUAGAGGCGGAGCCGAGCACUGAGGAAGAAGAAGAAGAAGACGAUGAUGAUGAUGAUGAUGAUGCUGACUCUGAUGACUCUGGGAGUGAUGAGGAGUCAUCUCCAAGCUCAAGCUCCUCCUCCUCUUCCUCCUCUUCCUCCUCUUCCUUGUCCUCAGAUGAUGAAGAAGAAAAGCAAGUGAACAGACACAAGCCGUGUCCUCCUUCACACAUUUCCCCCUAAAUCUAUUGAACCAAUACAAGAGGCACUCUAGCAUCUUGUUAAAAUUGUAUUUAUUUUAAUCCACAAAGCUACUUCUUUCUGGGUGGGGUAUUGUAUCAGACCUCUUUAAAAUCUCCCAAAGCAAAGAUGUCAUCACUUAAAACCUCUGAAAUGCUGGAAUGAUUAAGAUGAUGCUGUGAAGAGGCAAAGCGAUGCUGGUCAAAAGAAAACUUUUAUUAUAGCUUUGUUUGCACUGUGAAGUCUAUAAGUGUGUUUGUGUUCACCUGUUAUCAGUUUGUGCAUUAGAAAUCGGAGUGGAGAUGCCAGAAAGUCUAAAAAAGUCUUAGCUGAGGUGGAAAACGUUAACCUAUCGGUAGAAAUAAAAUGCAACAAUGGAAACAGACUUAUUGAUAAAUCCUAGAGUGUAUGUAGUAUGUGACUUAUUUGUCACAACUUGAUACAUGAAAGAAACUAUUCCAAUACCCAUACUACCAUAUAACUAAAGUAAAAUUGCGUCCCAAUACAAACAAAAAAUACCAGGUUGCCAGCAUGCUUUCUGGGUAUUCUGACCUGCCGUCCUCUGUGUCGCAAAUAUGACCAAGAGGGUCAAAAUUCAAGGAAACAAAUUUGCAAUUAUAUGCAUACUCAACCCAGUCACCAGAUAAACAUUGUACGUUUUUGGAAACCACAGAUGCGUUGACGUGAAACUUUUUAGGCCCCCAUUAGCUUCAGCACCGGGCUGGUGAUAUAUAACCAUAUCACCUGAACCCUGAUAUAACGAUUCUCACACAAACACCAGACACUCACGCAGCAGACGGGGAUAGAGACACCUUUUUUGUCCCAUGUUAAAACUAAAACAGUUUGAAGUUAAUUUUGCUACGUUUUAAGUUAACCUGUACAUUAACUUUGUAAAUAUGUCACAUUUGAAAAUCACGCUAAAUGUAAUUACAUCCAGUAUUAUUUUUCUCAAACAGCAUCCAGCCAUUACCUUCAGAAGUCGUUUUUUUUUUUUUUUACCCAGACUCUCAAUGUUUUUCCUAACCAUAACCAGGUUGUUUUAGUCUGAAUUCCCAAUGUUAAACACGUGUUUAAAACUGUGACCAACUGUUUUCCAGAAGCUUUACUAGCACCACAGUAGGGCAGUAGCGUUACAUUUAUUAAAAACAUUGAGAUGUAAAGUAUUUGUGGUUUGCAAAAACAUUCAAUGCCACCAUUUAUUCUGUUAACUGGGUUGGCGUACUGCAUGCAACAGGGCAGCUGCAGUACACACUAAAAGUAAAAAUAAAAAGUAUCAAUGUUUUUCUCUUUUUGAGGUAAUAUCUGCACCCUUUUAAGUACUCCAUUUGGUUGCUUCUUCUGCAAGGAUUUAAUUGCAUCCAGUGUAGAAAUUGGUGGCGUCAGUUGUUAAUCUCAAGGAACCAGCUCCUAAUAGCCACCUAACGGAUGGAAAUGCACAUUCACUCACACAUUCUUUUGCAGAUUUUCUUGGAAAUGUAAUCAUGUGACCGAGUUGCAGAGUAAUAUUCAAAAACGAAAUGUACAGGUCAAAAAUUAGGUUUUAACUCACCUUAACAAAGCCAGCAAAACACGUUCAAUCAUAGGAAUGUUUCAGAUAAUAACAUAUUUUAAUAC
This is a messenger RNA of Centropristis striata (black sea bass), 2658 nucleotides long. It is a transcript of the gene erich2, whose product is annotated as glutamate-rich 2. The transcript is spliced from 12 exons. The record is from RefSeq and is a predicted model, not a curated record. Lineage: Eukaryota; Metazoa; Chordata; Actinopteri; Perciformes; Serranidae. The coding region runs from base 226 to 1047 and encodes 273 amino acids.